ACCUUUUCAUGAAAAUUCGACGUCCUUAAUGAAUGAAUGGAACCUUACAAUCCUUUUCUUUUAUGCUUCUUGAACGACGCAUUUAUGUAUCCGAUUAUCACGAAAAAAUGACUUUGUGUCCUUCCUAUCAUCGAUUGUGCACCCACAUAAAAAAUAUAUUUUAUCUUUUAUCUUUAUACAGAUGAACUAUCGUUGUUAUCGCCGACCGUGUUCCUGAAAGAACAUCGUACGAUAUUGCCAGUUGGAAACGCGCGAUAUAUGUACUAUAUGUACACGACACAAAUCGAAUUCAAUUUCGAAUUUUGUCAACUUCUUUCUUGUUUUUAUUCUAUUUUUUCCUCGAUAAUUAUUUCUUUUUUCUUUUUAAGAGGAACGAAUAAUUGUGACACUAAGAAACUAAUGGAAAAUAUUCGUCAAGGAAAAGUAUUUCGAGAGAGAUGAUCGAAAAACACACACCGAUUUGUGAUCUCCACUUUCUUUUGUACGGUGGAUCGAUUUGGCGUCAUUCGAUUCGAAUCUCAUACUCUCGAUCCGUUCGAUUUCGAUCAUACCGUGAUAUGCUACGCGCUUACUUGUUUAUCCUUUCUUCGUAAUUACAAAUCCAAAUCUUAGUCCGAAUAGAAAAAUCUUUCAAGUUACAAACGAAAAAGCUGAGAUUGCGCGUGACAUUCGGCGACACGACAACAACGACGACAACGACGACGAGUUAAAAUUGAUUAUACGCGUUACCAACCUUUGAUUGGCCGAGAAAUAAAGAAAUGAAGAGAGUGAGGUUAUGUUUGAGUCAUUCGAAGGAAACAUUUCACGCGACUAUGUACGAAAAGAGCCGAAGAACAAGUAACGGUUCGGUCGUACGAUCGUCCUUCUUGUUUUCGUCGUCUUUUUUUUCGAAGAAUUGAGAUCGAUUUCAUUGUUGAUUCAACGAACGGGAAAAUACGGAGAGAGGAUACUUGGACAUGAAGUUAUCAGGAAUGGAUUGGUAGCAAUGCUCACCGAUAUCGGUGAGCGAGGAUAUGGAUACUUGGCGCACUUCCGUUACGUUUCACUCGCCUAUCUGUCGUUGAGAGAAGGUGGGAAAAGAAAAAAAAAAAAAGAGGAAUAAACGUCGAGGAGGAUGCGCGUGGUGUUGUGAGAUAGAAGAGAGAAAUUCCGUGGGUUGAAGGAGGCCUCGCCAACCCACCUUUAAGGAAUGUGAGUUAGAUGAAGGAUUCAAGAUAGUUCCACCGUUUGGUAUCAUGUCAGAUGGAGUCGAUGGUGGCGGCGGGGAAAACGAGGUAGACUCUCAUUCCUCUUCGCAUGCAGAGGCUGGUGAUUCUUCUAAUCAUAGAGAAGAAGAAGCAUUGGAUCCAGACAACGAAGCAGCUCUUAAUACUAAUUAUGAUAGUAGCGAUGGAGCUGUUCCAGCAUUUAGAUGUGAUCGCUGUGACAAUUAUGAAACUAUAAAUAAAACAGCAUUUUGUGCUCAUCAAGAUCAGUGUCUUGGAAGUGGUGAACCAGGAGAAAGUACAGAAGGUAUCGAUGGACCUGAAAACGAUGGAGAUGGAGACGAGGGUCAUUCGGGUUUGCGAGCCCAUAGAAAAAUCUUUGAGUGUGAUGUUUGCAACAUGAAAUUUUCUAAUGGAGCUAAUAUGAGAAGACACAAGAUGAGGCAUACAGGUGUAAAACCGUAUGAGUGCCGAGUAUGUCAGAAAAGAUUCUUUCGAAAAGAUCAUCUUGCAGAACAUUUUACCACUCAUUCAAAAACUUUACCAUAUCAUUGUCCAAUAUGUAAUAGAGGUUUCCAAAGACAAAUUGCCAUGAGGGCGCAUUUCCAAAAUGAACAUGUAGGACAACAGGAUAUGGUUAAAUCAUGUCCGUUAUGUAGUUAUCGAGCAACAACAAUGAAAUGUCUUAGGUUGCACUUUUUUAACAGACAUGGAAUAGAUUUAGAUAAUCCAGGACCAAACAGUUCAACUUCAAUAUUAAACAGUUGCACACCUGGGGAAGCCAUGCCAUCUGCUCCCCUAUCUGACAGUGGUGAUAGUACUGGCAAUAGAUCAGCGGACAACGCAACUCCUCCAAUGCACUUUCUUACUCCUCACGUUGAAAUAUCCAUUCCUUACCCAGAACAAACUACUAAUCAACGGAAUUCAAGUCCUGCUCCACUAAAUGGUGAUAGUCCAAAUAGUCCACAAAGUGCAGAUAGCAAUAGUAAUGCUCCAAGCAGUAGUCAUCAUCAAUUACCUAUUAACAGUAGUGGCAUUCAUAGGAAUGUGGGUGGUGGAGAAGAAGCUAUCACACCUUCAAUCUCUUUAAUUCCUAUCAAACAAGAGCCAAAUAGCAAUGGUAUGGAAGAUAGUGGAGCAACAUCUAGCAAUCUUUCAUUGCCAUCGUUAAUCAAGGUCUCACCAUUGAAGACACUAUUGCGAGAUGAUCUAUGUCGUAAACUUUCUACAAGUUGCAGUAACAAUAAUAACACUAAUAAUAAUAAUGGUUCAAAUUCCAAUCUACAUUCAAGGGGUGAACCCCCGACAUCGACGAGACCUGAUCCACGAAGUAGCGGUUUACAGUGUACACACUGUAGAAUUACUUUUCCAGAUCAGACGUUGUACUUUCUUCAUAAAGGUUGUCACAGUGAGAGCAAUCCAUGGAAGUGCAAUAUAUGUGGUGAGCAGUGCUGUAAUUUGUACCAAUUUAAUUCGCAUUUAUUGAGCAAAAGUCAUCAGUAGCAGCGAACAAAAAGUAUGCAAUGGCAUAUCAUUUUUCACUCUUUAUUUAAAAGCAUCUUAUCCAGAAAGGGUACGUAGAAUUAUAUGUCAAAUAAUAUCCGUAUAUGAGUAUGCGCCGGGAAAAUAUAAAUAUAUAUACAUAAAUAUAUAUAUUUUAAUAUAUAUAUUUAUAUUUUCAAACAUUCAGAUAUAAAAGCUCGAUCCCCAACGAAGUACUUUUAACAAGUACAUACACAUACAUACGUAUAUAUAGAUAUAUAUAUAUUUAUCCUGAUGUGUAGUAAUUUUAAAUUGUGAAUUUUGGUAAUAGCCAUGUGCUGCCUUCCCCUCAAAAAUUCUACGCGUAAUGGGAAGAUUUGUGCCUUUUUUCAAAUUUGCCGAUUUUUACUCGUCCAUCAUAAUGUCAUCAUGCGAACGAUCCGUCCAUAGAGCUUUACAGAAUUAUUCCAAGCUCUAUUAGUAGUAUUAACUUAGAUAUAUACAUAUAUAUAUAUAUAUAUUUAUAUUGGAUAAGUCACAUAAAACUAGAACCGUGAAUAUUUCGGUUACUUUUUAUCGUAUUAAACAUUUCUGGAAGAAAAAUAUAAUUGGGCCAUAUAGGGAUUAAUACAAUUAGAAUGAGAACUUUUACCUAAAAGUCAUAUUUUGUAAAGUUCAUAAAGUUGUAAUUUGAUUGUCGAUUUAAAUCAUUGUAAAAUAUUAACCCUUUUAAAUCCAACAUAUUUUUCCAGAGAAUUUUUUUUUCUUUUCUUUUUUUUUUUUUUAAUAAUAUAAUUCAAACUAAUCGAGAUAUUCGAGCUUCCAAUUUUAAUUGACUCAUUCGAUAUAUCUAUAGAUAAAAACAUUGGAAUAGUCUUAGACUAUUUCAAAGAUGAACAGAGUUAAAUAGAUAGAUUACAAAGAAAUAUGAGAAAAUUUCUAUUAGAUACCUUAGUUAUGCUCUUGACAUGCGGCUUAAAUGCUUUGAAACAGACACGAUGUAUUUUUGAACUUACUUCUUAAUCGAGUUAUCCUCAAAUAUAUCUCAUAUACGAACGCGUAAUAUAUGAAUAUAAUAACGACAACAACAAAAAUAUAUAUAUAUAUAUUUAGUAUAUUAAACUCUGCCUUUUCUUGCACUUUCUUGCACACACGUUUUCACACAUCAGAAUGAACACAACAUCGGGUUAGUUACAAGCAUUUGCCGUUUAUCCUACUAAUUCAUGGUGAUAUGUGGGUUUUAACAGGUGGACGAUAUACUUCACUAGCUAAACAUUUUAUUAGCGAGUCGAUGUGUAUUGCUGAUUCACCUGUUCACCUGUUUUAGGUAGGAAUGUUAUACAUCGGUACAGCCGAUAAUGAGGAUAACGUGUACAGGGCACAAGCCACCAGGCAUGUACUAUAUAAAAGGCAGGUUCGGAGAUUUGACCUUGAUAUGAAAAAAAAAAAGAAAAAGAAAAAGAAAGAAAGAAAGAAAGAAAAGAGUUUUUGCAGAUACGUAUUAUUUCACGGUAUAUGCACUACUUAGAACAGGGUCAUACUCUCUGCUUUGCCUUUAUGUCGAAGAUUAUUUUAUAUAUAAAUAUUUGUACAGAAAUAAACAAAUUAUUAAGAGAAAAAAGCGAAAUGGAAAGGAAAUCGAAAUAGUGAUUACUACGUACAUGGCAUGCAUAAUUAAUAUUAUGCACAGAUAUAUAUAUUUAUAUAAGGAAAAGAAUAGAGACACAACUACACGUAUAUACACACACAAACAGAGAGAGAUACACAACACUGCUGUAAAUGGUUGUAGUUAUUUAAUAAUUGUUCUGUAUAUCUCAGCAUAGUAUUUAAUAUGAUCAAUAUUAUUUAUUAGCAUAUAAGUAAUUUAUUAUUGCUUUGCAUUCCAAGAGAUGAGGUAGUGUAUUAUUGUAAACAAAUGAUCAGCGUUAACGGUGCUUUUUCUCUAGAAAUUCAUUGGAUUAUCUUUGUAAAUUAAUAACAAGCACGUAAAGAAUCUUCGAUGUUAACAAAAAUUAUUGGUAAAUAAUGUUUUUUUAAAACAAAAAGAAACAGAAUUAUGAUAUAAAUAUAUAUAUAUAUAGAGUUAUAUAUAUAUAUAUAAAUUCAAAUUAUUAAAUUUGUUAAUUGCACUGUCAAUUUUUAUUGAAGCAUCAUUGACGUACAAAUUUUUUAGAUACCUUUACAAUAUUGCGUGUUCAUCAUAUUAGUUCGUGAAUUUUUUAUGGUAUUGUGAAAAUAAGUGCCUGAUUUAAAUGAUUAUCUUUUUUGAAUUUAAUGAUUAAUUUAUCGUGAAAAAAAGAAAAAGAUGAAAACCGAUUCUGACAUCGGUUUGAAGAAUUAAAGAAAAGAUUCUUGUCUAAUCCCACAUUUAGAUAUAUAUAUAUAUGUAUGUGUAUAUAUAUAUAUAUGGACCAGAAGCGUGCCCGCAUUUACCACACGUGCUUAGAAUAGCAAUGCCUUUACAACUGUGAUCACGUUUACAAAGAAAAUAGUCUUAAACCUAGAAGAUAGACGUAAAGGUAUUUAGAAAUACGAAAAUAUGAUGAACACAAUUUCGAAUAAAAAGCCUUAGGUGCAACCCGCCCUCUGUCCCCCCUUAAUUUAUAUGAUAUAAAAUUAAAGUAUAUUUAAUUCUAUAAAAAUGGGAAAAAAUUAUAUUGUUGAUGUUACUACGGUGUAAUGGGUACAAUUUAAAUACAUAAUUCUUACAUGUAUAUAAGGAAUAGACCGGAAGACUCUCUCAUCA
Molecule: messenger RNA, 5433 nt
Organism: Vespula vulgaris
Lineage: Eukaryota; Metazoa; Arthropoda; Insecta; Hymenoptera; Vespidae
Product: zinc finger protein ztf-16-like
Exons: 6
Coding region: 1236-2708 (490 amino acids)
Biological process (GO): regulation of transcription by RNA polymerase II
Molecular function (GO): RNA polymerase II cis-regulatory region sequence-specific DNA binding; DNA-binding transcription factor activity
Source: RefSeq, a predicted model, not a curated record